AUGGCUAAACCACUAUUUUCCCUCUUCUCAUUGCUCUUCCUCAUAAUCGGCGUCUCAGCCCAAUUUCAAUUUUUCGAGCAAAUGUUCAACGGACAACAGCAGCAGCAGCAACGUCAACCACAAGAUGUACCUAGUGAUUCGCGAUGGUAUCAGGAUAAUUACGAUCGAGCCCACUGUACAUCCUACCUCUGCCCGGGCACCCUCUCCUGCGUCGCCUUCCCCCACCACUGCCCCUGCGCCCACCCUACCUACGAGGAGAAAUUCGAGCUCGCAGACGGAAACGCAAUCUGCAUAUCGAAAGGAGGGUUUAAGGCUGGGGAGGCAGCGAGGAAGGUGGAAUUGGCUAGGAAAGGGUUGAUUUGAUUUGAUUUGAUUCGAUUUGAUUCAGUUCGAUUCGGGGGGAGGGGGAAGGAGGAGGAGUUGACUUUAUCUUUUGACUUUUGAGUUUUUUUGCAUGGGAUUGGUUGCGUUAGGGGUGGAAGAUGCGUAGAAGAGGAACGAGAGGGUAGGGAGGUGGGAUAUCGAAGAAUGGCAAGAAAGCAAUGGAGUUCUUUUGGGGUGUUAUUCGGAGUGUGCAAGUGUCUAGAAUUGAGGAUGUGAUACAGAUGAAAAGAGGAGCAUGAAAAUAGUUGUGGGAAUGAAAACAAAAUGUGGAUUCACGUGUACAACACUGUACUGCGUUACUUUCCAUGGGAAAGGCCGCGGAUUUUAGGAGGAUUUCCAACCUACCAUCUACAGAGGGGAAGCUUACUACCCAAAUUUCAUGCACUCCAGCGCUUGUUUGUAUGAUAGUCAAGUAUUAGCGUCACACGGGAUAAUCGGUU
Messenger RNA from Botrytis byssoidea, 824 nucleotides. RefSeq lists its product as uncharacterized. Bases 1 to 363 code for a protein of 120 amino acids. NCBI's taxonomy places the organism in Eukaryota, Fungi, Ascomycota, Leotiomycetes, Helotiales, Sclerotiniaceae. The record is from RefSeq and is a predicted model, not a curated record. The transcript is spliced from 2 exons.